Molecule: messenger RNA, 2245 nt
Organism: Cynoglossus semilaevis (tongue sole)
Lineage: Eukaryota; Metazoa; Chordata; Actinopteri; Pleuronectiformes; Cynoglossidae
Gene: lin28aa
Product: lin-28 homolog Aa
Exons: 4
Coding region: 430-1017 (195 amino acids)
Biological process (GO): pre-miRNA processing
Cellular component (GO): nucleus; cytoplasm
Molecular function (GO): mRNA binding; zinc ion binding
Source: RefSeq, a predicted model, not a curated record
CUGCGGCCCAUGUGGGCCAGGUUUACAGAAUCAAACAAUCGUGACUAAUGACGGACUUGAUGCUCUGAGUCAGUGUUCAGUCUGGCUUGUUUUGAACAGAAAUAACUUUUUGAAGCUUUUAUUUUAUUAAAGGUUUCUAUUUUUUUUGGAAAUUACGUUGAUGUUUUUCCACAUCGUCCUGCAGCUUCAUGUAGAACACACUCUGAUCCUCUGGGACUAGAACUGUGAUCAUGUGGACCUGACCGAGCUCGGACAGAGUGUGGGGGGUUUAGAUCAGUGCUGGUCAUUUGUGAGUGACCAUCAGAGCUGACCACAGCAGGGCUGGAGCUGCAGUCAACACACACACACACACACACACACACACAGAUACACGUCAACACGGCAGCAGGAGCCCCGCUGGUCACUGAGUGAAGGGACUGGACCUCAGACAUGGCAGAAGGAGUGUGCAGGACCGAGGAGGACGAGGGUCCGAGCACCGAGGAGGACUCGCCGUCGUUCCAGGGGGUCGGCGUGUGCAAGUGGUUCAACGUGCGCAUGGGCUUCGGAUUCCUGUCCAUGAACAGCAGGGAGGGGGUGCCGCUGGACGAGCCGGUGGAUGUCUUCGUCCAUCAGAGCAAGUUGCACAUGGAAGGCUUCCGCAGCCUGAAGGAGGGCGAAGCUGUGGAGUUCACCUUCAAGAAGUCGUCCAAAGGCCUGGAAUCUCAGCGCGUUACAGGACCUGGGGGCAUCCACUGUGUGGGCAGUGAGCGAAGACCCAAGGGCAAAAAACACCAGAAAAGACGAUCAAAGGGAGACAGGUGCUAUAACUGUGGCGGUCUGGACCACCACGCCAAAGAGUGCAAGUUACCGCCGCAGCCUAAGAAGUGCCAUUUCUGCCAAAGCAUCGAUCACAUGGUUGCCAACUGUCCAAUCAAAGCACAACAGUCCUCGCCCGGCUCUCAGGGAAACCCCUCCUCCUUGAGGGGGGACGACGAGGAGCACAGCCACCCCGCGCUGCCUCCCGAGACCUCCAACUGAAGGAGGAAGAGCGAGGCAGUGACGCCGUGGGCCAAUCAAACUGCUUUGGCGGGAGGAGGGGGGGGGCUCCUGACCCCCGUCUGCCCAUGGAAGCUGCUUUUGAAACUACCUCAGGUUUAAAUGUUGCUCAUGAAGAAUGUUUUCUCUUUUUUUUUUGUUUCCUAUGUUUGUCGUCAGUUGCUGUAACACUCAGGAAUUCUGCUGUAAAACUCUGCUGUGUGAUACUGCACUCAGGAAACUCUCUAAUGUGAUGUCACUGCUGUUUCUGAAGGACGUGGUGAUUAGAGUCAAGUCAACCCAAUGCAACAGAUUACCCACUAAUAUCUUUACUCUAUUCGACAUACUCUGCCCCCGUGUGGGCGUUAUACCUCUCUACAUUGGCUGCCUUACCAUGAAGUCUUGUAACGCUGUCUGACAGUCGGUUCCUCCGUCACUGACGUCAGCUCAGACUGAUAAUGAGAAUGUAUCUACUCUUCAACCACAGCCACAGGCCGUGUGUUGGUGGCCGUCAAUAUUGCAAUUGACCAUCCAGUCUUUCUGGGGCCAAAUGAAUGUCAGACCAACGGUGGUUUCCAGCCUUGGUCAGUAGUUUGUUUUAUUUUUUUUAUUUUUUUGUCAUUCCAUUCCUGGGGGGGGGGUUUCUUUGGUGGAACUGCACAGUCCACCCUCCACCCUCCCGACAGGUCCACACACCUGGUCCGCUGAACCAAAGUCUCGCUGUAACCAAAUGAACACUCAUCACACGGCUGUGAAGACAGAUUUGAAUUGGGAUUCAGUCAAGUCCUUUUUGCACUACAGCGUUCACACAGGUCGGAGCCACGAGUUGAACCUCCUCAAGAGUGAAUUAACUGAAUGUGAGAGAGACCGAGGGUGAGUGGAGGCUGUGGUCGGCCACAGCGUCUCCCUCUGCUCUCACCUCAGUAGUUAAUCGUUGAGUACCAGGUACUGUUCUCCAGUCACAGAUACAACAUCACAGUUCAUCUCUGCUGUGGUAGAGAUUAUUUUUUUAAAACUUCUUUCUUCAGAUUUUAUCACAAAAAAAGUCUUCAUUUUGUUAAAAGUCACUUCUGGACAACGGUUCUCUGAACUGAUGAAUUGACUACGUACACCAAUCAGGAGUGACGUGGUCUUCAGGCUCCACUCUGAUGUUUUUAGGUAUUUACUAGAGGAACUAAACAGUUCCUGGUACUUUCUCUAUUUUUUUGGAACCAUUUUCCUGCAGCGGAAA